GUAUUUAAUUUGUUACAUAUUUAAAAAGCGAAUAAAUCUUCGUGGUUCGGUUAAUAAAUAAACAGAUUGUUGUGAAAUUGAUACACGCUCAAAAGUUAGCCCGAUAUAAUUUCCAGAUCAGUGAAUUAGCGGUCAAAACACCCGUUGCUUCCACAUUGAAAUUUGAGAAUCUCUUUCCAUCCGCAAGUUUCGUGAUUCCCUGCAGAAAUAUAGAGCGCGUGGAACAGUGCACACAUAAAAUCUAGAAGUGUUCUCAACAAGUCACCUGAAUGCUACUUUUACAACGCCUUCCGAGCGGUGACCAUUUUUAUUGGCACUUCGAAUGAGAACAGCAAAAAGGAAUUGAUGCGUCGUAUUUAAAUGCCAGUUGUACCGCCGAGGAGAAUGUUUCAGACCGAAAAUGUCCGCUGAAUGUGCCCAUAAUAACAAUUGCUUUCCCGCCGUUUUUUUCUUAAAUUUAGCCGUGAAUGGAUCUUCUUUUUUGUUGGAGCCUUUUUAUUUUGACGAAUUAGCCUAGAAAUUCGGGAAGAAGAAAUGGUUUUUGUUCUAACCUACAAAAUUUUUAGUUUUGAUUAAUUUGCCUUUUCUAGCAAACGAAAACUCAUCAGUAAUCCAUAAUUAUGACUUUGUAUCACUUUGGGAAUUGCAUCGCAAUAAUUUAUAUGCCAUAUUAUUUAACUUAUAAACGAUCAGGUUUAUCCGACUACGGAGCGUUUUGGAAAUGUGUUUAUGCGGGCGUAGUCUAUAUGUUUACUCAAUUGACGCAGAUGUUGAUUUUGGCCACAUUUUUUCCAGACACUGUUUCAGAUAUGGACAAUGACUGGAUAGGAGAAUUUUUGAAAUAUUCGGUUGGUUUAACCGAUUUAGUAGGUCUGUACUAUGUCUUAAAUGGAAUUCCCACAAAAGGACAUAACAAAAUUUUAACAGCGGCAGUAGGGUGGGCCACUGCAGAGGUUAUCCUAAGCCGUGCCCUUCUUUUGUGGGUUGGAGCUAGAGGAAUUGAAUUUGACUGGAUCUAUAUACUCAAGUGUCUCGAAUCGAACAUUGCUUUGAUUCAGCAUAUCGCAACAGCGGCUCUAAUUUGGCUCUGGUCCAGGCAUGACCUAAAUAAAAGAUUAAAGCAUGUGGUGUCUUUUUUGCUGAUAUUGAGUUGUUACAAACUCCUCUUUAUAGAUUCAUUGGUGCAACAUUUCCAUAUAAGCAUUUGGAGAUCACUGUUGCUCAAAAUUUUUUACACUUUGGUUCAUGGCGUGGCUACAUUAAUAAUUUAUGUUAAUUUAGGGCAGAUCACAAAUAUUUUCUAGAUAGUAUAAUUUGUAGUAUUUAUUUAAUAGAUAUAUGUCAAUAUUAACUGAUUGUUAUUAACAAGGGAUUAAUUAAAUUAUUUCUUAAAAGUGGAA
This is a messenger RNA of Cylas formicarius (sweet potato weevil), 1400 nucleotides long. RefSeq names its product BOS complex subunit TMEM147. Lineage: Eukaryota; Metazoa; Arthropoda; Insecta; Coleoptera; Brentidae. Bases 621 to 1304 code for a protein of 227 amino acids. The record is from RefSeq and is a predicted model, not a curated record. The transcript has 5 exons.